GACACUCUCAUACUUGAAAUAGAGACACGUCUAUGAACCUCCUCUUCCAUUACUCUUCAUUUUCUCCUGCGAAAAGGUUAUUCUCUCACUGUUUUAUCUUAAGAGGACGAAAAGGAAGUGAAAGAAAAGAGGCAAAAUGGGAAGCAAUGUAAAAGGAAGAACAGCAGUGGAGGUGGGAGCUGAUGGAGUUGCUAUCAUCACCAUUAUCAACCCUCCUGUAAACUCCCUGUCUUUCGAUGUGUUAUUCAGCUUAAGAGAUAGGUAUGAAGAAGCCUUGAGAAGAGAUGAUGUGAAGGCAAUUGUUGUGACAGGUGCCAACGGGAAGUUUUCUGGUGGCUUUGAUAUAGCUUCCUUUGGUGUGCUCCAAGAAGGAAAGGGGAAGCAACCAAAUGUUAGCAACAUAUCUAUUGAAAUGGUCACUGAUAUUUUUGAAGCUGCCCGAAAGCCUGCCGUUGCAGCGAUAGAUGGACUUGCCUUAGGUGGAGGGUUAGAGGUUGCAAUGGCCUGCCAUGCUCGAAUAUCGACUCCUACCGCUCAAUUAGGGUUGCCCGAACUUCAGCUUGGAUUAAUUCCUGGUUUUGGAGGAACACAACGGCUUCCACGUCUUGUUGGUCUCUCAAAGGCUCUGGAAAUGAUGUUGACAUCAAAGCCAAUUAAAGGACAAGAAGCUCAUUCUUUGGGGCUUGUGGAUGCCAUUGUCCCUCCUGACGAGUUAAUCAACACUGCACGCAGAUGGGCUCUUGAAAUCCUAGACCGGAGAAAGCCAUGGGUUCACAGUCUUCACAGGACAGACAAGUUACCGUCGCUAGCCAAGGCUAGGGAAAUAUUCAAGUUUGCUAGAGCUCAGGCAAAGAAACAGUCCCCAAAUCUUAAGCACCCAUUUGCCUGCAUUGAUGUCAUUGAAACAGGCAUCGUCUCGGGCCCCCGUGCUGGACUUUGGAAGGAGGCUGAAGAAUUUCAGGGACUUCUACAUUCAGAUACUUGUAAAGGCUUAAUUAAUAUCUUCUUUGCCCAGCGUUCAACAACAAAGGUACCCGGAGUGACUGAUCUCGGUCUGGUACCACGACGAAUCAAGAAAGUUGGAAUUGUGGGUGGAGGACUAAUGGGAUCUGGAAUAGCUACAGCAUUGAUUCUUGGCAACUAUCCUGUUGUACUUAAAGAAGUGAAUGAUAAGUUUUUGCAGGCUGGUCUUGAUAGAGUCAGAGCAAACCUACAAAGCCGAGUAAAAAAAGGGAAUAUGACGAAAGAGAAAUUCGAGAAGACUACGUCUUUACUUAAGGGAGGUCUUGAUUAUGAAAGUUUUAAAGAUGUGGAUAUGGUGAUAGAGGUACUUUGUGUUGGGUUUUACUUUUCUCCUCCAGGUCAAGGACAAUAUUUGAUGUUGAUUUUGGUGUUCUUGAAACAGGCUGUUAUUGAAAAGGUUUCUUUGAAGCAACAGAUCUUUGCUGAUCUUGAGAAAUAUUGCCCACCUCAUUGCAUACUUGCUACCAACACUUCCACAAUAGACUUGGAGUUGAUUGGGGAAAGAACGAAGUCUCGUGAUAGAAUUAUCGGAGCUCAUUUUUUUAGUCCUGCUCACGUCAUGCCGCUACUAGAAAUUGUUCGUACCAAGCAUACGGCUGCACAAGUGAUCGUCGAUCUGCUAGAUGUUGGAAAGAAUAUAAAGAAAACACCCGUAGUUGUAGGGAAUUGCACGGGUUUUGCUGUCAACAGAAUGUUUUUUCCCUAUUCUCAGGCUGCAAUUUUACUUGCAGAACGUGGAGUAGAUCCCUAUCGAAUUGACAGGGCAAUUUCCAAGUUUGGGAUGCCAAUGGGACCCUUCAGGUUGUGUGAUCUUGUUGGUUUUGGCGUGGCGGUAGCAACUGCCAGUCAGUUUGUUCAAGCUUUUCCAGAAAGAACUUAUAAAUCUAUGUUAAUUCCUCUAAUGCAAGAGGAUAAAAAUGCAGGUGAAUCCACUCGUAAAGGUUUCUAUGUCUAUGACAAGAACCGCAAAGCUGGGCCAAAUCCUGAGUUAACGAAAUAUAUCGAGAAGGCUAGAAACAGUUCCGGUGUUUCAGUCGACCCUAAGCUGGCGAAGUUAUCAAACAAGGACAUUGUGGAGAUGAUAUUCUUCCCUGUGGUGAAUGAAGCCUGUCGUGUCCUAGCUGAAGGCAUAGCAGUCAAAGCUGCAGACCUGGACAUUGCUGGUGUAAUGGGAAUGGGUUUCCCAUCUUACAGGGGAGGGCUAAUGUUCUGGGCGGACUCUCUUGGAUCGAAAUACAUCUAUUCGAGGUUGGAGGAAUGGUCGAAACAGUACGGUGGAUUCUUCAGGCCUUGUGAAUACUUGGCUGAAAGAGCUGCUCAGGGUGCAACUCUGAGCGCUCCGGCUGGUCGUGCUAAACCCCGAAUGUAAGAUCAAUCAACUCGGUCUAUAGUUUGUUUGGUGUUUCUGCUGAAAAUCUAGAUAAGAUUGCUGGUAUGGUCUUGUAUGAAUAAUGUAUUGUAUUGAGACAUUUAUUUUUAUAGGAUCCGAGUUGGAGCAAUUUUCAAUUUAUUCGUGCUCAAAUAUAUUAUUGUCUCUUAUUAAGGAGUUUUUGAACUGUU
Messenger RNA from Cucurbita maxima (winter squash), 2583 nucleotides. RefSeq names its product glyoxysomal fatty acid beta-oxidation multifunctional protein MFP-a. Gene Ontology annotation, molecular function: NAD+ binding; (3S)-3-hydroxyacyl-CoA dehydrogenase (NAD+) activity. Gene Ontology annotation, biological process: fatty acid beta-oxidation. Lineage: Eukaryota; Viridiplantae; Streptophyta; Magnoliopsida; Cucurbitales; Cucurbitaceae. Gene Ontology annotation, cellular component: peroxisome. The record is from RefSeq and is a predicted model, not a curated record. Bases 137 to 2392 code for a protein of 751 amino acids. The transcript has 17 exons.